AUGAGCGGAGCCGAUGAGAUCAGCCUGGAAGGAAUGGUGGUGCACCGCGCCGAGUGCAAGCCAGUCGUCAAUGACGAUUACAUGAAGCUUAAAAAGUUGCAGAUUAAGCAGUCCACCAAACCACAGCGGUUCUCCCAGCAGCUGGAGAGGGCCGUCACCAGCGUCUUCAAACCAGUGGCCAACCAUAACUUCAACUUGGAGUAUGAGAAGAAGAAGAAGUCAGAGGGUAAGAUGGUGCGUGCGGAGCGGCAGGUGGUGCUGGACAUGCUUUUCUCUGCCUUUGAGAAACAUCAGUUCUACAACAUCAAGGACCUGGUGGAGAUCACAAAGCAGCCGGUGACUUACCUGAAGGAAAUCAUGCGCGAGAUCGGGACGUACAACAGUAAAGGAGCUCAUAAAAGCACCUGGGAACUGAAGUCUGAGUACCGCCACUACCAGUCCGCAGACGAAGAGGCCCAGACCUGA
Knipowitschia caucasica is the source of this 465-nucleotide messenger RNA. The record is from the annotation of a GenBank genome assembly. Lineage: Eukaryota; Metazoa; Chordata; Actinopteri; Gobiiformes; Gobiidae.